Molecule: messenger RNA, 776 nt
Organism: Metopolophium dirhodum (rose-grain aphid)
Lineage: Eukaryota; Metazoa; Arthropoda; Insecta; Hemiptera; Aphididae
Exons: 3
Coding region: 99-776 (225 amino acids)
Source: RefSeq, a predicted model, not a curated record
GGUAUACUUAAUCAUAAUGAAUGAGUUUUUUGUUCCUGCUGAACAACCAGUAAUUAUAAUAUAUAGAUUAUAUAGUCAAGAGGGAUAUCACAGGCUACAUGGCCAUGAAGUAUCAGAUAUUAUACGAAUACAAUAUGAUUCCGUCGAUAAGAAAGCGCAUGAUCGACAAGACUUUUCGACAAGACGGUUAUCGCAGAGCUGCCGGUGGGAAGUCUCGUGUCUCGUUCCCCGAUGUCGACGACAUGAAUAAUAAAGUCAAUACAAAUACUAUCGACACACUGAAACACGAUUUGGACAAGCCACCAUCUCCGAGCCAAAAUGCAGAGGACCACCAGCGGCUGCAGACCUAUCAAGUGGCAUAUGCAGGUCCGUCUACAGGUGGUCGCCGUCGUUAUCGGCCAUCCUCGAGGAUCGACAGCCUGGCCAAGCCCCUGGCUCGGUUGCGAAAACCGUCGAUUCGGCUGAGUGCCGUUUUCCGGGGAGUUGAUCACCAGAUUCCGUGGUGCAAAAAGGGCCCAAACGUUCCCAAUGAUAAACCUCAAGUAGUGUGCGGUCACCCACCGCCACUACCACAACGAAACAAAACAGGGGUGUCACGUGCUGCUCUGAAAUACGAGGCUUCAGAGCACAUUAAACGAUUGGCCAAGCACCGUCCAACGCCGAAAGUGGACGACGAAAAGAAGUGCUUCAUGGUGAAGCCAUUGUCGCUUAUUUACAAGCCGUCGCUCCGUAUCCAACAACUCUCCAAGCCCCGGAUCCGCGAAGUGAAGACGUGA